Molecule: messenger RNA, 5326 nt
Organism: Electrophorus electricus (electric eel)
Lineage: Eukaryota; Metazoa; Chordata; Actinopteri; Gymnotiformes; Gymnotidae
Product: protein bicaudal D homolog 1
Biological process (GO): microtubule anchoring at microtubule organizing center; protein localization to organelle; regulation of microtubule cytoskeleton organization
Cellular component (GO): Golgi apparatus; cytosol
Molecular function (GO): dynein intermediate chain binding; cytoskeletal adaptor activity; dynactin binding
Source: RefSeq, a predicted model, not a curated record
GAGGAAAACCAGAGCCUAAAACAGCGGUGUGCAGAGCUGGAAGCCGAGCACGACACCCUGAGACAGGAGCUGGAUCAGCUGCAGGAGGACCUGCCCUGGCAGUGUUUGGUCUGUUCUGCCAGAAGGGGGAGCCAGUGAGACCAGCUGGGCCACACAGACAGGGGUGGCAGUGGGGAGAGAUAUGGAGCUCCGGGUCAGAAAGCCAAAAAAAUACAACUGCAGUGAGGCCUUCACCCAGGCCUACACCACCCAGAGGAAGGUAGCAGAGGAUGGAGAGACCAACGAGGCUGUGCUCCUGCAGGAGUCAGCCACCCAGGAGGCGUACUACAUGGGCCGUCUGCUGGAGCAGCAGGCUGAGCUGAGGCGCUCCCAGUACCAGACCUCCAGCCUGCAGGCAGAGAACGAGCGGCUUGGGACACUCCUGGAGGAGCUCCGAGAGAGUACCGAGCUGCACCAGCUCCAGAGCAGCCAGCUGAGGGAGGAGGUGCAGGAGUGUAAGGUAAGGGAGGUACGUCUGCUGCAGGACUACACUGAGCUAGAGGAGGAGAACAUCACCCUGCAGAAACUGGUGUCCACGCUCAAACAGAACCAGGUGGAGUACGAAGGACUAAAACACGAGAUCAAAGUCCUGGAGGAGGAGACAGCUUUGCUGAACGGCCAAUUAGAAGACGCGUUGCGCCUGAAGGACAUCUCAGAGAGCCAACUGGAGGAGACGCUGGAUGCUCUGAAGAGUGAGCGUGAGCAGAAGCGCAGCUUGCGUAAGGAGCUGGCUCAGCACCUCAUGCUGUGUGAUGGCACCUUCACUUCAGCCAGCGCACACCUGCUCGCCCUCAGCUCAGCGCCCCCUAGUGGCAGCGCCACCCCCACCUCUGCCACUUCCCCUGGCGCUGAGGAGAGUGGCAAAUACCAUGGGCUUCUCCUGCAAGCAGCACCAGGCGCGGCGCUGACCCGACUCAACGGCAACCAUCAGGGAGCAGCGACCAGAAAGAGCGACUCGGCAACCCCUGACCUCUUCAGUGAACUGAACCUCACGGAGAUUCAGAAACUUAAACAGCAACUGCAGCAGGUGGAGCAGGAGAAGAUGUCGGCCCUGAAUAGCCUGCAGGUGUGUCAGACACAGCUAGGACACGCACAGACCGCCCUGGAGGAGCAGCACGAGACUACCUGCCACCUCCGAGAGCGCCUCCGCGUCCUCCACCAGCAGGGCGGCGCCGCGGCCGCUCACGAGGACGAGCAGGAGCUGGAGAUGAGGAGCCCGUCGUGGGCCUGCAGCAACCUGGCGGGCCUGGGGGUGGAGCUCCUGCAGUGCAAGUACCGGGUGGCAGUGAUGGAGGUGGUAAGUCAGAAGGCAGAACUGAGGGAGCUGCAGGACAGGCAUAGGGAGUGCGUGGAGGGGGCGGUGCGGGCGGAGGUGGACGCCCGGGUCCGGGUGCAGCACGUGGAGGCACAGGUGGAGGCGUUGAAGCGCGGCUGUCGGGAGGCCCGGGAGAGGACUGCGGGGUUGGAGCGGGAGCUGCGGGCGGCGCGGAGCACGGCCUCGGAGAGCCACGCCGCGCUGGCUGCUGCCCAGGACGAGCUGGCCGUGUCCAGCGAGGAGCUGGCGCUGCUCUACCACCAUGUCUGCCUGUGCAACAACGAGACGCCCACCCGCGUCACGCUGGACUACUACAGACAGGGCCGCAGCCAGUCGCCCCGCGCUACCGCCGCCGGCCUGAAGGGGCAGGACGAGCACCGCGUCCUGCUGACGCCACGGCUGGCGCGCCGCCUUGCAGCGAUCAACACCUCCGCUUCUGCCUCCACGCCCAGCGACGCCCUCGCGCCCUCCGACUCGCCCUCCAGAGAGCCGCUCGCCCAGGACGACAGCCCGCUCCGCACGCCGCUGGGCUCGCCUGCCGUCAGUGCCUCUUCGUCGUCGUCAUCCUCGUCUCCAGCGCCCGAGUCCUCCUCAUGCUCUGAACCGCGGCGCGAGACCAUCACCAUCCACCACCUGAACGCCGUCAUCCGUGAGCAGAUCGAACACCUGCAGAAGGCCGUGGAGCGCUCGCUGCAUCUGUGGCGGCAGAGGCCUGCCGCCCAGGAGAUCACGCCAGCCCUCGACAAGGACCAGGAGGCCUUAACCGAGGAGAUACUAAAGCUGAAGUCCCUGCUGAGCACUAAGAGAGAGCAGAUCGCCACCCUGCGCCUGGUGCUCAAGGCCAACAAGCAGACCGCUGAAGUGGCACUGGCUAACCUGAAGAGCAAAUAUGAGAGUGAGAAGUCCAUCGUCAGGGAGACCAUGCUGAAGUUGAGGAACGAGCUGAAGGCUCUGAAGGAGGACGCUGCCACAUUCUCCUCCCUCAGGUCCAUGUUCGCCACACGGUGUGACGAGUACGUCACUCAGCUGGACGAGAUGCAGAGGCAGCUGGCAGCGGCCGAGGAUGAGAAGAAGACUCUGAACUCUCUGCUGCGCAUGGCCAUCCAGCAGAAGCUGGCGCUCACCCAACGGCUGGAAGACCUGGAGUUCGACCACGAGCAGAGCCACCGUCCCCGCGCUGGACGGGCGUCCAGGCUGAGGUCCACCCCGCCCAAAGUAAGUGGUCCAGCAGCCCCGCCCCUCCACGACACCUCGUCCACAGACGCUACCGUGUCGCCAACGGUGACUGCUUCACUCCCCUCCGAUCCAGGCAGCCCCCCUGCACUGGAGGCACCUUCCUCACCCGCUCCUUCCUCCUCCUCCUCCUGGCCUCCCCUGACCACGCCCUCCCGCCCGGGCCAUGCCCACUGGACGGUGGGGAUGCGGGCACACGCGGUGGAGCCGCACUGCUUCAGUGUGGACUACACCCAGCUGACCCGAACCACCAGCCUCACCCGUCGCUAUGCAAAUGAGUCGCCUGGCUCUGCCCCCCCCUCACCCUACCGCUCACCCAUCCUGGGGACCUACCGCUCCAGUUGGAGCUCCCCCAGGCCCCGCCCACUCCCAUCCGUCCUGACGCGCUCCACCCACACAACCAGAUACACCUCCCCCUCCUCCUACAGCUCACUCUACCCAAGAACCUACAGCUCCCAGCAUCCCCGCUACUGAGGCCAAGCAGGGUGCUGCAGACAGGAGGAUGGACCGGGUUCCCGCUUUUGUAGUUCCAGUACGCUUGACGUGUUUGGUGACGGUUUUUUCCGCUCAGGGAUUUUGUGGCGCACAAGUGCUCCUGCUGUCCUGUGAGAGACUGUUGAUCAGUUCUCAGGACUGGGUCUGUCUCUGACAUCUCUCUCUUCAUCAUGAGGUCACUUAUGGUGCACGAUGACCUCACAGCACAACCCAACCAGAGAGGAGGGAUGAACUGUUUUUUAGAAAGUACCUGGACAUUAAGUCAGCUGGGCUGUGUGGAAGGACUGUCUUGUUUUAGGGUAAAACCAAUUGUAAUGAUACAGUUCACAUGAAGAGGUUUGGAAGUCAGUCAUAUGAGUGGUGGAAUGAUGAAUACGUAUAUAUGCAUUGCUGAGUUCCCUCACUGUGUAAUAGCUUUAUCAUUUUUUUCUAUUGUAGCUUUUGUUUGUUUGUUUGUUUUUGUUUUUCUCAAGAAGUGUCAUGACCUUUAAAGUGAUAAAUAACAAGGUUUUUAUAUCCACUGGAGGUUUCCGUAUUGCCACUUCUCUUCCAUUCCAGCAGACGCAUGUCUUCGCCCUCUCUGUGUACCACGCCUUCUCCUGUGUGUUAAUUCCUCUGUUGUUUUAGUUUCUUCAUUUGCAGAAAUGUUCUGCUUUGUUGGUAAUCAGCUCCAGAUACUGAGCUGUAAUAUGAAUCUUAAUCAACUAACGAAAGAUGGACGUUACUAGCUACCAGUUCGAAUUUUGCUAUUUGCAUAAUUCUACCUGGUAGCUCUCUGCUUCCAUAUGUCCGUAACAGACUGAAUUCCUCCUCUAGCAGUUUAGCGGUCGAGUUGGUUCUGUGUGUAAAUCAGUCAGAGAGGAUUUCACUUUAGCUGAAGCACAGAAACAGUUACACUGUCUGAGUGUUUCAGUGCAGACAGGCGCAGAUGCCGGUUUCUAGUCGACCCUACCAAUCUCAGGGAUUAGCUGUCUUUGUCAGUGUGCUCUUGUUAGGGUGAAAUAAUGCGCGGAUCCCCGAGGCUUUGGUGAAAAACACUCUUUUCUUCUCACUUUACAUUCAUGUUCAUGCAUUGUCAGGUAUUAUUCUUCAUUCCCUUUUGGCAGAAUUCUUUAGCUCAGAAUCACGGGAUAAAGCAUUAACCGAGUAAAGACUGAGAACAGAACACUGUGGGGACACACGUCACCCCCAUGUCUUCCCCUCAGUCUCCAGACAACUAAAACAUUAACAUUCAGCUCCACUGUUGGACCAAAGACACCGAACUCGCCUCCUUCUGUCAUUGACGUGUCUACACAAAUGGAGGCUGAAGCAUUUGACAGAAGCCCAACCCCCGAAUGCACACACUCACACACAUGGCUAAGUGAUAUUGCUGUUCCUUUACACCACAGUGCAUUAGCGGGGUAUCACACUCCACCUGGUGCUCUGCACCACAGAACACUUGAGCUCUGACAGCUUCCUGGUGUCCUUGGUGUGGAGAUGAUCUGGAGUGUAGUGGUGAAAGCUGAGAGGAGAACCUGCUCUUCCCACCAGCUCUGUCUCAUUGCACCUAGCAGUAGAUAAUAGUGCACUCACGGAAGACUUCACCUCACUUCUCUUAUUGCACUAAUAUGGAAAUGUGUUUUGUCCUGUGAGUGUUUUGGGAUUGUGCCACUGUGUGGUCUGGUGUGGAAGGUGAGAAAGAGAAGAAUGGUUUAUGUUCGGAGUUUUGGAGAGCUAUACGUACUCAGGUGGAGACUGUGUGUCAUAUUAGGACUAGGGUUAGGAUUAGGGUUAAGGUUAGGGUUAGGAAACCUAGACCUCCUCUCUGUGGCACCCUUUUACCUAAGGCCUGACACACACACACACACACAGCACAUCUUCAAUGCAUUUCCUAUUAAUGUUAAGUUGUCCCAGGUCUGUAGGACCCUCACACCUGUCAAAUGCUUCAGCCUCCAUGGUGUUGGCACGCGCUGCACUGCUUCUCACGCCCACGUCCUUUAUCUCACGUGUUCAUCACAUCAGAAGCGAUGGAUAUGCAACUCCAGUCAGAGUCUUACAUUUUCUCUGUCAUUAGCUUUCCUACUGUAGCAACACUUUGCUACACUUUGCAAACCAAUUCCAGAGUGGCUUUUUCUGGGCAGACUGUUCCGUCUGUAAUUAACUGUGCAUGAAUACCAUACAGGACACACCACAUCUCUGGAGUGUAGUGUACAGUCAACCAGUGUAUUAUUAGUAUGUAAUGUAAAUGCAAAUGACACAUAAAUG